AUGACCGAUCAAUUUGCGUUUGAGUAUCCUUCGCCCUUAGAGGGAUACGAGGGCCUGGAGCCACUGACAGAAGAGAAGACAGCAGAUGGCAAGUCCCUCGUCAACCCGCAAACUGGUGUUUUGAGCAAGGCAUACGAGGAGUUCCCGAAUCCUCUCGCCAAAGACCGCAGAGGGGGGUUUGAUGUCCACAUCUAUCAUUACCAGACCAACCCGGAGCAAGUUACCUUUGCGAGAGCCCUGCAUGAGCGAAUUCGCCGAGAAUUCCCUGAGUUGCGCAUCUACAAAUUUUUUGAUCGCCCCGUUGGUCCGCACCCGGUCGCUAUGUUUGAAGUCAAUCUGUUCACUCCGGCUCAGUUCGGUGCGUUCAUCCCUUGGCUUGUCAUUCAUCGCGGGCCGCUUAGCGCACUGGUGCACCCGAACACAAUCGAGUCCGAGGAAAAGCGGAACCACACCCAACGCGCGACAUGGCUGGGGGAUAAGAUUCCUUUAGACCUGCGAAUCUUCGGGUAA
Molecule: messenger RNA, 510 nt
Organism: Penicillium chermesinum
Lineage: Eukaryota; Fungi; Ascomycota; Eurotiomycetes; Eurotiales; Aspergillaceae
Product: DOPA 4,5-dioxygenase family protein
Exons: 4
Coding region: 1-510 (169 amino acids)
Source: RefSeq, a predicted model, not a curated record